AUGGCUCGCGAAAAGCGAGUACCACGCCAGGCCAUAAUGGCCAACACAGCCCCAGCACGCAGGGCUGUAUAUGCACAGCGUGUGCUGGACUGGGAGACUGCCUGGGUUGCAAACCAAUGGCAGCAUUUCAGGGAGAGCCGUGCAGCGUGA
Blastomyces dermatitidis ER-3 is the source of this 150-nucleotide messenger RNA. RefSeq lists its product as uncharacterized. The transcript has a single exon. Lineage: Eukaryota; Fungi; Ascomycota; Eurotiomycetes; Onygenales; Ajellomycetaceae. Bases 1 to 150 code for a protein of 49 amino acids. The record is from RefSeq and is a predicted model, not a curated record.